UGUGCGUUUUUUCUUCACCUCUUUUCAUCAUUGCUGUUGUAAAGUGCUUCUUUCUUCCUUUCUUGGUUCUUAUGUUCCUUUUUUUUAUCUUGUGUGCUGCUCUGCUUACUUUUACUCUUUUGAGCUUCUAUGUGCAUCAUUGGAAGAUGGGUAAUCAUGCAUUUGGAUAUAUCUUAAAGUUCCUCCAAUUCUGAGUGCUGCUAGAUGAUUUUCUGGAAUUCUGAUUUCUGAAAUUUCAUCCUUGCUAUGGUGGGUUGAAGGACUUGGUUGUGAAGAAUCAACAAAAGCCUGUUUCUAGAUCUUGUCAACCAAAGGUCGUUUGGCCGUCAAUCCAUCAUCAUAAUGGUUUCGAGGUCAUAUUCGAACUUGUUAGAUCUUACUUCCUGUGACUCCCCAACUUUCGGUCGUGAAAAGAAAAGGCUUCCUCGGGUGGCCACUAUUGCUGGAGUACUGUCUGAACUAGAUGAUGAUAACAGCAACAGUGUUGGUUCUGGUGCUCCCUCUUCCAUCUCUCAAGAUAGGAUGAUCAUUGUAGGUAACCAACUUCCGUUACGGGCACACAGGAAAGAUAAUGGUAAGUGGGACUUCACCUGGGAUGAGGACUCACUUCUUUUACAGCUGAAAGAUGGUCUUGGGGAGGAUGUAGAAGUUAUCUAUGUUGGUUGUCUCAGAGAAGAAAUUGAGCCAAGUGAGCAAGAUGAUGUUGCUCAACACUUGCUCGACUCUUUCAAAUGUGUACCCACAUUCCUCCCUCCUGAGCUUUUUAGUAAAUUCUAUCAUGGAUUCUGCAAACAACAUCUAUGGCCUUUAUUUCACUACAUGCUUCCACUAUCACCUGAUCUUGGUGGUCGAUUUGAUAGGUCCCUUUGGCAAGCUUAUGUUUCUGUGAACAAGAUAUUUGCAGACAAAGUGAUGGAAGUCAUUAGCCCUGAUGAUGACUUUGUUUGGGUUCAUGACUACCAUUUGAUGGUUCUGCCAACAUUUUUGAGAAAGAGAUUUAACAGGGUGAGGCUAGGAUUCUUCCUCCAUAGUCCAUUUCCUUCCUCGGAGAUAUAUAGAACCCUUCCUGUUAGGGAUGAACUUCUCAGAGCUCUUUUGAACUCUGACCUUAUUGGGUUUCAUACUUUUGAUUAUGCCAGGCACUUCCUCUCCUGUUGUAGUAGAAUGCUUGGGCUUUCUUAUCAGUCCCAGCGUGGCUACAUCGGUAUCGAGUACUAUGGUAGAACUGUUAGUAUUAAGAUUCUUCCUGUAGGUAUUCAUAUAGUCCAGCUUCAAUCUGUCAUGAAUCUUCCUGAGACAGAAAGAAAAGUUGCUGAGUUACAAGACCAGUUCAAAGGUCAAACUGUGAUGCUUGGGGUUGAUGACAUGGAUAUCUUUAAAGGAAUCAGCUUAAAACUUUUGGCCUUGGAACAAUUGCUUUUGCAACAUGCUGAUAAGAGGGGCAAAGUUGUUCUGGUCCAAAUUGCAAACCCUGCUAGAGGCCGGGGGAAGGAUGUACAGGAGGUACAAAGCGAAACUUAUGCCACAGUGAAAAGGAUAAAUGAUACAUUUGGAAGGUCCGGAUACACACCUGUAAUAUUGAUUGAUACACCUCUUCAAUCUUAUGAGCGAAUUGCUUAUUACGUGAUUGCAGAAUGUUGUCUUGUUACAGCAGUGAGAGAUGGGAUGAACCUUAUACCCUAUGAAUAUAUCAUAUGUAGACAAGGAAGUGAGAAGCUAGAUGAGAUUUUAGGGAUAAACCCAUUUACUGAAAAAAAGAGCAUGCUGGUUGUGUCGGAGUUCGUUGGGUGCUCCCCAUCACUAAGUGGGGCAAUUCGAGUCAAUCCAUGGAACAUUGAUGCUGUUUCUGAAGCCAUGGAUUCUGCCUUAAUGAUCCCGGAGUCUGAAAAACAGAUGCGGCAUGAGAAGCAUUAUAGGUAUGUUAGCACACAUGAUGUUGCAUAUUGGGCACGUAGCUUCUUGCAGGAUCUGGAAAGGGCAUGUAGGGAUCAUCUCAGGAGGAGAUGCUGGGGAAUUGGUUUUGGUUUAGGCUUUCGGGUAAUCACUUUGGACCCAAAUUUUAGGAAGCUAUCAGUGGAGCAUAUUGUUUCAGCUUAUAAGAGGACCAAACACCGAGCAAUUCUUUUGGAUUAUGAUAGUACCAUGAUGCAGCCUGGAUCAAUUAGUACAGCACCUAAUGCUGAAGUUAUAGGCAUCUUGAACAGCUUGUGCAGGGACACCAAGAAUGUUGUUUUCAUUGUCAGUGGAAAGGAGAAAAAGAUUCUUACUGAAUGGUUUUCUUCUUGUGAUAAUUUGGGAAUUGCUGCAGAGCACGGUUUUUUUAUGAGGACAAAUCAUGAUGCAGAAUGGGAAACUUGUGUUGCUGUUCCAGAUUUUGACUGGAAACAGAUUGCUGAGCCAGUAAUGCAGUUAUACAUGGAAACAACUGAUGGUUCUAACAUAGAGGCCAAAGAGAGUGCUCUUGUUUGGAAUUAUGAGUAUGCAGAUCGAGACUUUGGUUCGUGCCAAGCUAAGGAACUUUUAGAUCAUCUUGAAAGUGUUCUGGCUAAUGAACCUGUUUCUGUUAAAAGUGGUUCACACAUUGUGGAAGUUAAACCUCAGGGUGUGGACAAGGGCAUUGUAGCAGAACAUCUUCUGUUAACAAUGCAACAAAAGGGAAUGAUUCCAGAUUUUGUUCUAUGCAUUGGGGAUGACAGAUCAGAUGAGGACAUGUUUAAGGUAAUAAUGAAUGCAAAGGACUCUCUUUCUACUGUUGCAGAAGUGUUUCCUUGCACUGUUGGGCAGAAACCUAGUAAGGCCAAGUAUUACUUGGAAGACACAAGUGAGAUUUUGAGAAUGUUGCAUGGCCUUGCCAAUGCUUCUGAGCAGUCUCUUAGAAGUUCUCCCCAGUCUUCUAAUUAAGCUUUUUGUUCUGUAGCAUAACAUUAUUACCAACUACCAAAAGAUCUAGAUUUUGUUUUGCAAGUAGAUAAAUCAUAUGUAGUUAUUGUUUCUAAUCUCCAAUAUUGGUUUCUUAACGUUUUGAUGUGUAAUAACGUGACUG
Molecule: messenger RNA, 3043 nt
Organism: Gastrolobium bilobum
Lineage: Eukaryota; Viridiplantae; Streptophyta; Magnoliopsida; Fabales; Fabaceae
Product: alpha,alpha-trehalose-phosphate synthase [UDP-forming] 5-like
Exons: 4
Coding region: 343-2901 (852 amino acids)
Biological process (GO): trehalose biosynthetic process
Cellular component (GO): cytosol
Molecular function (GO): catalytic activity
Source: RefSeq, a predicted model, not a curated record